CGCAUUUGGCUUGCUCAUCUUCUCAGUGAGAAAACGUGAGUUCUGGACAAUAUUCUGAAAUCCAUAGGCUGCCCACAGUCCUGUCAAAGGCAGCAUCCGGGCUCUUAACCCUAAAUUUUUACAUCCUACCCAGAGUUUGAGGCUUGGUUCAGAUUUGCAGGAAAACGGUUUCUGAAAUCCUCAGCUGAUCCUUCUGCACAAUGGCCUCUCGGGAUCCCAACGCCUCUACCGCCGUCAGGAAUAAUGACGAAGAGAUGGAGUUUGAAGCUGAAGAACCAAGAGCAGGUCCAUCUGGAUUACCGGAAGCCACAGCAGCAUCUCUUGGAGAAUCCCCUCAAGUGCAAGGGGCUGCGGAAGGCGGCACGCCUGAAAGGACAGUCAGGCGAAAGAGAAAAUACCAGGCUUUUGAAUCAGAGGAGAAAGACCGCCUGAAGCAGUAUGACAUGUGUGAAUCCAAGGCAAGGAGGAUUCUCCUCAUGACCUACGGGAAGUUGAUUGAUGUUUUGUCCCGGGGCAACAUGCCAGAAGAAAUGAACUAUCUCAAGGAACGAUUGGAUGCGUUGAAGAAGAAGACUUCCCUGGAGCCCCUUCGUAUUGGGUUCCUGGGGCGCACAGGGGCUGGGAAGACCUCCCUGCUCAAUGCCCUUUUAGGGAGGAAGCUGUUCCUGCCUGUGUCGGGAAACCAAACCUGCACGUCCUGCAUUGUGCAGGUGAAGGGAAGCCAGAGUGAGCAGUACGAGGCGACCGUCCACCUUCUCUCCCAAGAGGAAUGGAGGGAUGAAUUGAAGAACCUGGUGAAGAUUUUGCAAAAGAAUAAGGAUGAUGAAGACGAUGAUUCAUUUGAAGAAUGUGUCAACGAUGCCACCAGAAAGCUACGUGCACUUUAUGGAACGGGAGCGGACCAGAAAAGUUACGAAGAGCUGUUAAAGGCCAAACUGCAGGUGACCAUCCCGGCCAAGAGAACAAUUCAGCUGAAGGAGAAGGAGGUAGGAAGGUUCUCCGAAGCCCUGAAGCCUUAUAUUCGUGUUGGGGACGAUCACCCCAAUCAAUGCUGGCCUUUGAUCAAAUAUGUGGAAUUGGCCCUUCCAUUAUCUGAGAUGGUGCCGGAAGGCAUCACCUUCAUAGACAUUCCAGGAACAGGAGAUUUUAACAGAAAAAGAGAUGAAAUGUGGAAACAGAACAUUGAUAAAUGUUCAGUCAUCUGGAUUAUCAGUGACAUGGAGCGUGCCAUAGGAGACCGUGACCAGCAGAUAUUGCUGGAUGAAUCCAUCAAGGCGUACCUAGCAGGGAACUGUACUGACAUUGCCGUGGUGGUCACCAAAUCGGAUAAGCUGGAUCUGGAUGAGUACAGAAGUGAAAGAAACAAUACCCAACUUACAAAUGAACAUGAUGCCAUUUUGGAGAGAAAUGGAGACACGAAGAGGAAAGUAGGAGCAAACAUUCGGGAGAAGCUGAAGAGACGGCUCCCACCUGAUUCUGAAGUUAUCCAGAAGCAGGACCUGGUUUAUACAGUCAGCGCAAAAGAAUUCUGGAAUAGACAACAUCUCAAUCAGGAAGAAACAGAGAUACCAGAGCUGAGGAAGUACAUCAGGAAGCUUUCCCUAAGAGAAAAGAAGAGGCUGGUUAUGGAAUAUGUGAAAGAAAUUUCGAGCAUUCUCCUGCUUGCUGAGAACACUGGUUCCAGAGAGCAACUUGUGGAGCAGCAUUUUCGAGAGAGUGGCAUUGAGGAGUUUGUGAACCGCCAGAUCGCCGCUUUGGGAAGGAUGAUUGCAAAGUGCUUUGAUCAGAUUAAAGACCUCCUCCCUGAGGGUGUGGAAGAGGCCAAACGCUCCUAUGUCAGAACAGUUUUGAAAUUUCUCAAUAGAGAAAAGGGGUAUAAAGGUUUCCACCAGACCCUAAGAGCUGUCUGCGUGAAGAACGGCGUGUAUGCCUCGAAGUCUUUUGCACGCAUCGAUCUGAACGAAGACCUCGCCCGGCCCAUUUACAACAAAAUUGGAAGCAGUUUCGGAAGCAUUUUCAGGACCCAAAAACCGACCAGAGGCAACCUGUGGUUCCAGCUAGAGGAGUUCAAAAAAGAGGUGCAAGAGAAGAUUCGCAAUAUUGCAAGAGACCACAGAAUAUCAGAGAAUGGCAAGGUCAAAGCCUUCAUUCACGAGAUUGAUGUUAUCCUGCUGAAGCUGAAAGAAGAAAUUCUCCAGGAGAAGCUGAUCAUCUACAAGACGCUUCCUCUCUCUAUCCAAAGUGACCUAAGGAAGCAUUAUGAAGCGGCUUCAAACGUUAGUGGUCGGAAAUCCUGUGACAAGAUGAAGAGAAUUCUCAGAGAGGGCACUCAGGAAGAAGUGGUCAGGGAUAUGUUCGAGAAAGCCACCUCAAAUAUGAUAAGUUCCUUCACUGAAUUGAAGGAGAAGAUCUUGAGGACCUUGAACAAGGAAAUGUCCAUCGUGCGCGAACUCCUUCUGCUGCAGCAGGAGCAGCUGGCAUUGCAGCUGCCGGAUAUUAAAAAUGAGUGCAGAGAAAUCCAGCAGAUCCUCCGGACGUUGCAACAAGAUACGGGAAUGAGGACGAGCGACCAAGAGGCGUCUUCCUGAAAUAUCAUUUUCGCCUUAUCUCAGGUUAUGCUUUCGAUUGCGAGAGCUCUCGUGGUGAAGUGACUUGGCAACACAAGAACUUGUAUUCCUGAUUUGCACUGGCUCACCGUACCCUUCCCCCCCCCCAUGGCAUUGCUACCCUUUUAAUCUGUUGUUUUGCUUUCCGUCUGCUCCAUUAGCCAAUUUUAUAAUCAAAGGGAGAUGUUUCCGUGUAGACUAUCUAAGAAACAUCAACUCAUUUGUUAUGCUUGAGCAAAUAUCUUGAUGGAUUGUCCUUUUGGCUUAUGCCAUUAUGACUUUCUAUUUUAGAAAAAAAA
Pogona vitticeps (central bearded dragon) is the source of this 2905-nucleotide messenger RNA. Lineage: Eukaryota; Metazoa; Chordata; Lepidosauria; Squamata; Agamidae. The record is from RefSeq and is a predicted model, not a curated record.